AAUUUGUAACAACCCACUCCAAACGACCUUCAACUUCAGUCUAUCAGCCGGCAUUUGAAGCUCAUCGGAAAAUUAUGGAAUCGAAAGAACCAGUUCGGGUUGUCAUCACUGGGGCAGCAGGCCAGAUUGCCUACUCGCUCAUAUAUGCAGUGGCCAAAGGACAAGUAUUUGGUGAAAGGCAGGUUGUGCUGGUGCUGCUGGACAUUCCCGUAAUGGUGAAUGUACUGAAAGGUGUAGUGAUGGAGAUUACAGACUGUAAUUUCCAUCUUGUUUCAAAGGUGGUGGCCACAGAUAAAUUGGAUGAAGCCUUUAAAGAUGCUGAUGUGGCCAUGUUAGUUGGAGCCAUGCCAAGGCGAGAGGGAAUGGAACGCAAAGACCUACUCAAGGCCAAUGUCAAUAUCUUUAAAGUUCAAGGACAGGCAAUAGACCAAUUUGCUAAGAAAACCAUUAAGGUUGUAGUUGUGGGUAACCCAGCAAACACUAAUGCUCUGAUCUGCUCAAAGUAUGCUCCUUCAAUUCCAAAGGAAAAUUUCUCUGCCCUGACUCGUCUUGAUCAAAACAGAGCACAAGCAAUGGUUGCAGAAAAAAUGGGAAUUCCAUGUAAUGAAGUAAGGAAUUGUAUCAUCUGGGGAAACCAUUCAUCAACACAGUUUCCAGAUCUGAACUUUGCUGAGAUCACUGUUGGUGAUAAAUGGGUUCCUGCUAUGCCUGCCAUUAAUGAUGAUGACUGGGUCAAGAAUGAGUUUGUCACCACUGUCCAGAAGCGUGGGGCUGCAGUUAUUGCUGCCAGGAAACUGUCAAGUGCCAUGUCCGCAGCUAAUGCAAUCGUCGAUCAUGUUAGAGAUUGGUGGAUUGGAACUGAUGAUGAAAAUGAUAAGAAAAUGGUGUCCAUGGGUGUCUGGAGUGAUGGCCAAACUUAUGGUAUUCCGGAAGGAAUCAUGUACAGCGUUCCUGUCAAAAUUGACAAGAAAGGUAACUGGACCAUUGCCAAGGAUCUCUCCAUCAAUCAAUGGCAGCGUGAGAAGAUGGAUUUGACAGCAGCAGAGUUGUUGGAAGAGAGAAACGCAGCCAUUGAAAUCUGUGAUGCUGAAUGACCAAAGACAUCAAAGUUGUAGAGUAAUCUUUACACAGAUUCACAGUGAUGUUGGACAUUUGAAGCAGAGACAACCACACAUUCUCCUUAAGCCCUAUGGUGAUGUUCUAAAUCAAUGUUUGAGACAUAAUUACACGGUAAAAUGAAAAUGGUAUUAAUGUCCAUAUAUAAUUCAUAUUUACAUCAAUACUAGGAAGCUGUCUUGUGUUGCUGUCUAAGGUAUACCAAGUUAUUAUGGAAGAGAUUUUGUCAAAGGCACUUGUAGACACUUGAAGCUAGAAAUGAAUAAAACUAUAUCUAUAUCUUU
Molecule: messenger RNA, 1400 nt
Organism: Ylistrum balloti
Lineage: Eukaryota; Metazoa; Mollusca; Bivalvia; Pectinida; Pectinidae
Product: malate dehydrogenase, cytoplasmic-like
Exons: 8
Coding region: 75-1094 (339 amino acids)
Biological process (GO): tricarboxylic acid cycle; malate metabolic process; oxaloacetate metabolic process
Cellular component (GO): cytosol; mitochondrion
Molecular function (GO): L-malate dehydrogenase (NAD+) activity
Source: RefSeq, a predicted model, not a curated record